Nelumbo nucifera (sacred lotus) is the source of this 2637-nucleotide messenger RNA. Its product is annotated as AP2-like ethylene-responsive transcription factor AIL1. NCBI's taxonomy places the organism in Eukaryota, Viridiplantae, Streptophyta, Magnoliopsida, Proteales, Nelumbonaceae. Gene Ontology annotation, molecular function: DNA binding; DNA-binding transcription factor activity. Gene Ontology annotation, biological process: regulation of DNA-templated transcription. The record is from RefSeq and is a predicted model, not a curated record.
CUGUCUGGACAAGUGGAAAUUGUAGAUUUCGCUCCUUGGUUUUGCCAUCUGCUCCUUGGUGGCAAUGGUGGCUGGGUACCUUCUAUCUUCCAUUACCAACGCCCGGAUCAGAUCGGAUGGACCGGAUUAGAUCAGAUCGACAGUCCGGGUAAGUUGGCAGAACCGUGUGGUGCACUACUACAAUUUUACUUAUACAGAGGUCGGCAAAAAGCUCUGCAGCGGGAGGGGAAAAAAAAAAAGAAAGAUAAAAAAACGUGAGACUGGGAAGAGGAACGCAGUUCGAGUUCGAGGGUCCAUUUCAAGAAGGUUGAGAAAGUGAGACGAGAAUCAAUAACGUUGCUCGCUUGUGCGCUUUGAAAAUUUUAGGUUUUUAUGGUGAUGAUGAUGGGUUAUCUGGGCUUUCCUUUCUUCUUCGAUUUCUGUUCUUGACUUAUUACUUGAAUUCGGCUAGCUUUGAAGUUUGAGCUCAAAAAACAAACCGCUGAAGGAUAGAGAUUUGGGUUUCUGUGACUUAUUUUUUUCCGACCAGAAAAUGAGUAACUGGUUGGGUUUUUCUCUGACGCCACACCCGAGGAUCGGUGAAGGUUUUGGAGGAGACGGGGGGUUCUCCUCUCAUUUACCUGUUAUGCCAUUGCGUUCCGAUGGCUCUCUCUGUGUCAUGGAUCCCUUCAGCCGGUCUCAUGGAGGAGACUGGAGAUAUGAGAGCGCAAUGGCUACUGCAACUAAUUCACAGAGAGAAGGACCAAAGCUUGAAGAUUUCUUGGGCGGUUACUCAAACUCCUCUCAGGAGAAUAGCAAUGUUUACUAUCAAAACCAACAAGUUUUCCAUCAAAGAGAUCAGAAUCCUAAUAAUGGCUGUAGAAUAAAUGUGAACGUGCCUCCAGCUUUCAACAGUAACGGAGAGAGAGAAAUAGAAGAAAAUCUUACAGACCAGUCUUCCUUAAUCCAAUCCUUGCAUUAUAAUGAGAACCCACAAACCAUACUCCCAACUGUUCACCUUCAAACCGCUGACCCCAACCCCAGUAACAGUCCAUACCAUGUUCAACUUGAUAGUGCAACGUCAAUUGCUGGGUUCAAGUCAUGGUUGCGCCAAACUUCGUUUUCAGGUGAGAAAUCUUCCACUGAAGCCAACAACCGUAACUUUCAGUCGCUCUCGCUCUCUAUGAAUCCCAGUUCUCAGACUGGAGUCACCGCUGUAUCGCCACCGCCGGCGUCUGACAGCCGGAAACGGCCUGUUGGAAAAGCUGCCACCCGAGAGCCGGUGCCUCGUAAAUCAAUCGAUACAUUUGGACAAAGAACAUCCCAAUACCGUGGCGUUACGAGGCAUCGAUGGACCGGAAGAUAUGAGGCCCAUUUGUGGGAUAAUAGUUGCAGGAAGGAAGGACAAACGAGGAAAGGAAGACAAGUUUAUCUCGGUGGGUAUGAUAAUGAAGAAAAGGCAGCUCGAGCUUAUGACUUAGCGGCAUUGAAGUACUGGGGUCCUACUACCCAUAUUAAUUUUCCGCUAAGCAGUUACGAGAAAGAGCUCGAAGAGAUGAAAAACAUGACCAGACAGGAAUUUGUAGCCCACUUAAGAAGGAAGAGCAGUGGCUUCUCAAGAGGAGCGUCUGUAUACAGAGGAGUGACGAGGCACCAUCAACAUGGAAGGUGGCAAGCUCGGAUAGGAAGGGUUGCAGGGAACAAGGACUUGUACCUCGGAACGUUCAGCACCCAAGAAGAAGCAGCCGAAGCGUAUGAUAUUGCAGCAAUCAAGUUCCGGGGGACAAGUGCAGUCACCAACUUCGACAUUAGCAAGUAUGACGUAAAGCGGAUUUGCUCCAGCACCACCCUCAUCACUGGUGAUCUUGCAAAGCGCUCACCUAAGGACUCUACUCCGCCGGUCCCCGAUGAAAACAAUUCCGGUGCAUCUUCAUCUCCUCAUCAACCACCUCCUGCGAUUACCAAUGGUGAACCUUCUGAUGAAUUCGGCGACAUGGUUUGGACAAACACUAAUACCGACGAACAACACCAUCAUCAGCAGAAUGUGAACGCAAAUGAUAGCGUCUCCUUGGUAUCGUCAAUGAGCAAUCCAAAUUCCUCUAAUCCACAAAGCCCAAAAGAAAUUGUUACGUCGCGUAACGACUAUGGUGGGGCCGGAGGAGAUUUCUCUCAGUCUCAGACGACAUUCUUCUCUCUGAACAAUUCCAAGUAUGAGAACGGCACUAAUUGUAGCGAGCAGAGUACGAGCAAUGGCGGAGGUGACAACGUGAACUGGGUGGUGGCAGGGAGGCCGGCGAAUCUCUCGAUGGUUCAUCAGCUUCCAAUGUUUGCAUUGUGGAAUGAAUAAACCCAAGAACCCGGAUCAGGAGUGGUGGACGAAAAUUAAUGAAAGGCUUCAACGGUAGACUAUAUAGCGAUAUGAAUAUUCAUUCAUUUAUGUACAAACAAAAGGAAGAAAAGAAUUGUGAACUAGGAUGCCUGUUUCGAGUAGUGACACAGAAUUUUGAAUGUUCCCUGUGUUCAUUAACUUCUUCCGUCGAACCGUUUUUAGAAUCGGUUUCCGGUGACACCUGAAAAAUGAACAGAAAGAAUUGAAAAAAAAAAGCAGCAGAAAAUGUUACUGUGAUCAAUUUUUUUAUAGAUAUUAAUUAAGUAUGA